This is a messenger RNA of Marmota flaviventris (yellow-bellied marmot), 2649 nucleotides long. RefSeq names its product amine oxidase copper containing 3 (gene Aoc3). Gene Ontology annotation, molecular function: primary methylamine oxidase activity; quinone binding; copper ion binding. Gene Ontology annotation, biological process: amine metabolic process; response to antibiotic. The record is from RefSeq and is a predicted model, not a curated record. Gene Ontology annotation, cellular component: Golgi apparatus; plasma membrane; endoplasmic reticulum. Lineage: Eukaryota; Metazoa; Chordata; Mammalia; Rodentia; Sciuridae.
GCAGCUGACUACCAGGAACUGCAGCCAGAGUCCCGGAGCCCCUGGUCCAGCAGCCAAGAGAGCCCCUCUCAUGCUUGCCUGAGAAUAUACAGAUUCACACUGGUAGAAUCCUGCCCCAUCUCAAGGGACAAUGAACCAGAAGACCACCCUGGUGCUCCUCGCUCUGGCCAUCAUCACCAUCUUUGCCUUGGUUUGUGUCCUACUAGCUGGCAGGGGUGGAGAUGGGACUGAACCUAGCCAACUUCCCCAUUGCCCCUCUGUAUCUCCAAGUGCCCAGCCCUGGACACACCCUGCCCAGAGCCAACUGUUUGCAGACCUGAGCCCAGAGGAGCUGACAGCUGUGAUGAGUUUUCUGGCCCAGAAGCUGGGGCCAGGGCUGGUGGAUGCAGCCCAGGCUCGCCCCUCAGACAACUGUGUCUUCUCAGUGGAGCUGCAGCUGCCCCCCAAGGCUGCUGCCUUGACCCACUUGGACAGAGGGGGCCCGCCACCUGCCCGAGAAGCACUGGCCAUCAUCUUCUUUGGUGGACAAUCCCAGCCCAAUGUAAGUGAGCUGGUGGUGGGGCCACUGCCUCACCCCUCCUACAUGCGGGAUGUGACUGUGGAGCGUCAUGGGGGCCCCCUGCCCUACCACCGACGCCCUGUGCUGAUCCGAGAAUACCUGGACAUAGACCAGAUGAUCUUCAACAGAGAACUGCCCCAGGCUAAGGGACUCCUUCACCACUGCUGCUUCUACAAAAUUCAGAGAAAAAACUUGGUGACAAUGACCACGGCUCCCCGUGGUCUACAAUCAGGGGACCGGGCCACCUGGUUUGGCCUCUACUACAACCUCUCAGGGGCUGGAUUUUUCCUGCACCCUGUGGGGUUGGAGCUGCUGGUGGACCACAAGGCCCUGAACCCUGCCCACUGGACCAUCCAGAAGGUAUUCUAUCAAGGCCGCUACUAUGAGAGUCUGGCCCAGCUAGAGGACCAAUUUGAGGCUGGCCUGGUGAAUGUGGUGGUAAUCCCAGACAAUGGCACAGGUGGGUCCUGGUCCCUGAAGUCCCCAGUGCCCCCUGGUCCGGCUCCCCCUCUGCAGUUCCAUCCCCAGGGUCCCCGCUUCAGUGUCCAGGGGAAUCAAGUGGCCUCCUCAAUGUGGACUUUCUCCUUUGGCCUUGGAGCUUUCAGUGGCCCGAGGAUCUUUGACAUCCGUUUCCAAGGGGAGAGGGUGGCCUAUGAAGUCAGCGUCCAGGAGGCCGUGGCCAUCUAUGGUGGAAAUUCCCCAGCUGCAAUGUUGACCCGCUAUAUGGAUGGUAGCUUUGGCAUUGGCAAGUACUCCACACCCUUGACGCGUGGGGUGGACUGCCCCUACCUGGCCACAUAUGUGGACUGGCACUUCCUUUUGGAGUCCCAGACCCCCAAGACAAUACAUGAUGCCUUUUGUGUGUUUGAACAGAAUCAGGGCCUCCCCCUGCGGCGACAUCACUCAGAUUUCAACUCCUACUAUUUUGGGGGCCUUGCAGAGACAGUGCUGGUCUUCAGAUCUGUUUCUACCUUGCUCAACUAUGACUAUGUGUGGGAUAUGAUCUUCCACCCCAACGGGGCCAUAGAAGUCAAAGUCCAUGCCACGGGCUACAUCAGCUCUUCGUUCCUCUUUGGUGCUGCCCAAAAGUAUGGGAACCGAGUUGGGGAACACACGCUAGGCACGGUUCACACCCACAGUGCCCACUUCAAGGUGGAUCUGGAUGUGGCAGGACUGGAGAACUGGGUCUGGGCUGAAGACAUGGCCUUUGUCCCCACGACUGUGCCCUGGCAUCCUGAACACCAGGUACAGAGAAUGCAGGUGACCCGAAAGCUGCUGGAAACAGAGGAACAGGCUGCUUUCCCCCUGGGAGGGGCCACUCCCCGCUACCUGUACCUGGCCAGCAACCACAGCAACAAGUGGGGUCACCCACGAGGCUACCGCAUCCAGAUACUUAGUUUUGCAGGGGAGCCACUGCCCCAGAACAGCUCCAUGGAGAGAGCCUUCAGUUGGGAGAGGUACCAUCUGGCGGUGACCCAGCGGAAGGAGGAGGAGCCCAGUAGCACCAGCAUCUUUAAUCAAAAUGACCCUUGGGCUCCCACUGUGGAUUUCAAUGAUUUCAUCAACAAUGAGACCAUUGCUGGAGAGGACUUGGUGGCCUGGGUGACAGCUGGUUUUCUGCACAUCCCACAUGCAGAGGAUAUUCCCAACACGGUGACUGUGGGGAAUGGAGUGGGCUUCUUCCUCCGACCCUACAACUUCUUUGAUGAGGACCCUUCCUUCUACUCUGCUGACUCAGUCUACUUCCGGGAGGACCAGGAUGCUGGGGACUGUGGGAUCAACCCCCUGGCUUGCCUGUCCCAGGCUGCUGCCUGUGCCCCUGACCUCCCUGCCUUCUCCCAUGGGGGCUUCUCUUACAACUAGUUGGUUCCUGGGAUGGCCAAUCUGACCAGAGGCUGAGUCAGGUUAGGAUGGCUGGGGCAGCAACUGGACACUGGGCAGGGCAGUCUGUUUCCUUCUUCUCCUUCCUUAUACCCCUGAUGUAUCUGUCAAGGUCCUCUCUCUUCCACUGUCCUCCUUUGCCUCCUCCUCCUGGAGCAUUGUGAUCCUGAGAUGCCUGACAUAAGAACACUGGGCUUGGUUGGUCCCAG